Messenger RNA from Cannabis sativa, 1090 nucleotides. RefSeq names its product protein LURP-one-related 15. The transcript is spliced from 3 exons. The record is from RefSeq and is a predicted model, not a curated record. Bases 258 to 896 code for a protein of 212 amino acids. Lineage: Eukaryota; Viridiplantae; Streptophyta; Magnoliopsida; Rosales; Cannabaceae.
ACUCAAAACGAUGGCGCGUAAGCCGCGGGAGAUGCCGCACGCGUUGUUGCAGGCGCAUGGGUUACACGCUCUCACCACCAAAUUCAAAAUUAUUCAAUUAUUCAAUUUCUCUUGUCGGCGAAACCAUUCCAUUUCUCUCUCUCUCUCUAUAAAUCCUUUACCAACAUCUUUACAAACUGAUCAAUUCGAUCAACUGCUUUAUCAACAUCUUUCUUUCUUUCCCCAAUCAACAACCACCGUCCGAUCAAUCGAUUCGAAUGGCGUAUGCGUACGGCGCCGCCGCACCAAGCAAUCCUCCAAUGGCGAAUCCGAUCGCCGUAGUAAGCCCUCACUUCUGUGCACCUUAUCCAGUCGAUUUGAUCAUUGCGAAAAAGCUCAUGACCUUAUCGGAAGGUUCUUUUGCCGUUACGGAUGUUAACGGCGCCGUUAUGUUUAAGGUCAAAGGCUCUGUUUUCAGUAUCCACGACCGCCGUUUGCUUCUUGACGCCUCCGGUAACCCCGUCAUCUCCCUCCGCCAAAAGAUAAUAACUGCUCACAGAAGAUGGCAAGUAUACAGAGGAGAUAGCUCAGAUUCAAAAGACUUAGUUUUCAGUGUGAAGAAAUCUUCUGUACUUCAAUUCAAGACAGAAUUGGAUGUGUUUUUGGGUGCUAACACAAAAGAAGAUGUACCUGAUUUCAAGGUCAAAGGUAGCUGGCUUGAAAGAUCAUGCACUAUAUAUCUUGGAAAUACAUCCAAUAUCAUUGCACAAAUGCACAAGAAACACAGUGUUGAAAGUGUUUUGCUUGGAAAAGACACAUUUUCAGUGACAGUGUAUCCUCAUGUUGAUUAUGCCUUCAUAGUUGGUUUGGUGGUCAUUCUUUAUGAGAUUAAUGAGGACAGAAAAGAUAAUGACUGAAUCAAAUACAUAUAUAUAUGUAUAUGUAACUUUGUUGUACUUACUAUUUCCUAGUCUUUAAUCACUACACACUGGUUUUUUUUAAAAUGUUUGAUGUUAAUUAUAUGAAGGAAAAUGUGCAAGUAUUAGUUUGUUAUGUACUUUUGUUUUGAUAUAUUUCAACAGCACUUAAUAAUCUUACAAGUAGAUUGUUU